CGCAUUGUAUAAACAGACAAACACGAUUAUAUGAUACCGUGUCGGUAAUAAUAUCUUACAAUUAUAUAAAGGGAAAUACUUAAAGAGUACAUAUGAAUUGAUAAUCUAUGUUACUAAUCAUUUAAGAAAAUUACAAGUUAAAAAUAGUGGAAAAAAUAAUGGACAACUAUUAGUUAUCAGUUGAGCGUUUCAUUCAAAGUUUACAAAAAUGUCCGAAAAUUAAUAACUUUUGACGCUUGUUGACAUAUGCAUUGUUGAAAUGUGUGAAAAGGAGAAUAUUUUGGAAGAUUAAUUACAAGUUAACACAGAAGUGUUCUGAUCCCAAUUUUCUGUCAUAAGUAAGGAAGCGUCUUUCGUUGUGUAUAAAUCAAAAAGACAAAAAAGAAAUGGAAUGUUUACAUGUAUGGAGAUAGAAGUUGAUGUCUACGAGGAUGGUUGUAAUACAAGGAAAAUAUUGUAGGUAAUUGAAAGUAAGUCGUACAAUAUGGCGGAAAAACUCAUGAAUUAAAACUAUUCGGGAAUUGUUUGUCAUCUAAUCAUUGUUUUCAGACAUCACAUUUUGCACAGUAAUAAGAAAUGAAGCAACAAAACGUUUUCCUAAUACAGUAUUCGUGUACAAAAGAACAGUUUCAAGAUUGAAAUCUGUAUGGCAUUUGAUGAUAAAGCAACUCUGUUUUCAUCUGACCACUCCUACAGUUUCGAAAUAACAACUGUUCACUUCAACUUGUCAACUAAUUAUUCAAGUGACCUUUCCGAUACCGAUGUCAAAGCUAUAAGAGAGGCAGCAAAAUGGUUAUGGAUAAUCAUUUCACCGAUUUUACUCGUGUUCGGUUUGAUUGGAAAUAUAAGAAUAUUGUUAGUCCUGUGGAGAAUACAAGUUUGCAAGAAUUUAACCUAUAUAUUUCUAUUCAUUUUAGCCACGAUCAACACGGUUGUUCUCAUCGUUGGUCUGACAAGGUAUUGGAUAUUGGCAACUUUCGACUUCGAUAUUCGGGAUAUAAGUACGCCAGGAUGUGUCUCACAACUAUUUUUGAUUUAUUUUUCUAUGCAUAUGUCUUCCUGGACUCUUGUAUGCAUAACAACGAUCCGAUUCCUCAAAAUUAAGUUCUCUCUCCGUUCUUUUUCUAGAACAUUGAAAAUUUUGUACAUUGUAACUUUUGCGAUUUGUUUGGCACUGGAUUUUCACUUUGUUUUUACUAAUGGUCUUAUUUUAAUAGACAACAAAUAUGUAUGCAACAAUACAUCUAUCGAAUAUUUUGAAUUUGAAGAAAAGGUUUUUGUGUUGAUUGACUUAGCCGUGCUUUCUGUCAUUCCAUUCAUCAUAAUGUUCGUUAUGAACUUAUUUAUUGGAAAAAGAGUUUUGAAAUCCAUAGCUUUUCGUAGAAAAUCAAUUUCUAGCAACCAAAGCAGACAAAGUGUGAACCGUCAGAGUAAGAGAAUAACGCGAAUGUUAUUUUUUACCAGCCUGUAUUUUUUGAUAACAACACUUCCAGUCUCAGUUUUAUUUGUUGUUGACUCAUAUCUACCUGACAAGAAGUCUGUUAAAAUGGAGGCAAAUUUGGAACUUGCGAAAGCAGUUUUAUAUUUAUUCCAGUUUUCGUUUUAUGCUGUUAGCUUUUAUAUUUAUAUCGAGAGAAGGGAAAACUUCAGAAAGAGUUUGCCAUGCUGCAAAGACAAAAAGGAAUCUGAAAAUCCGGAUUCUUUUUCACGAGGAGCCUCUUCUUUUUCAACAGCUAGUCGUUAUUUGAGUUUCGAUGAAUCUACAAAUGGCACGAACAUUGAUAGAAAUUAUACAACUGAAAUGAACAUUAAUACUCAUUCAAAUACUUUUGUGCCUAAUUAUCAAUUACCAGAUAUCCAUCAAUCCUCGUUAUCUACAACUCGCCAAUCCAUUACGGAAUUACCGAACAGGCUGUCUUAGGAACCGUCAAAUUCAGUUCAUACAAUAAAUUUUCUGAUAUAGAUAAUCAUAGGAGGGGAGAUAACAUUCGAACAAAUCGAAUAUCAUUUGAGCUUUCUAGUAUUUGCCAGACUAUUCGGGAGUAUCAGAUCAAACUUGUAUUUGACGACAUUUAUGAACACAGAUUGAAGUGAACAAAUCAGUUCCGUCAUUUAAAUUUAAUGUCGUUGAAAUGAAUGAGAAGGAUUAUGGUAUAAAAUAAAGACUGUUUCCGUCUACUCUUAUUCAAACUGUUUGUAGUAUUAUUUUUUUUUUCUGUUACUAGUCAGACAAUAAAAUAGUAUUUGCUGUUUGCACAAAAUGCA
Molecule: messenger RNA, 2265 nt
Organism: Mytilus californianus (California mussel)
Lineage: Eukaryota; Metazoa; Mollusca; Bivalvia; Mytilida; Mytilidae
Exons: 2
Coding region: 647-1921 (424 amino acids)
Biological process (GO): G protein-coupled receptor signaling pathway
Cellular component (GO): plasma membrane
Molecular function (GO): G protein-coupled receptor activity
Source: RefSeq, a predicted model, not a curated record